AUGUCUUCCUCCUCCUUCACCACCCGCUGCGCCCUCCUUCUCGCCAGUCUGGCCGCAGCGGUAUCCGGCCUGGACGGCAUCGUCACGCCUGCUGACGUCGCUGCCGGCGAGCGCUUCCAAGUCACCUUCCAAGGCGGCAACGACGACAAGUACCGAGUCUACCUCGCCGCCUCUCUCGCUGGCUCCAAUGGCCCGGCCUGUAUCUCUCCCCCCUACCUCCUCGCCCCCGCACUAGCUAACGGACCUCCCCCCCCUCCAGGCUACCUCCUCAACUCCACCACCGUCUCCUCCCCCAUCAACCUCACCAUCCCCGCCGGCGUCGGUCCCAGCGCAGACUACUACAGCAUCGCCAUCGCCGACCUGACCACCAACCAAGCCUCCACCUACAGCAAUCGCUUCAACCUGACCGGCGCAGACGGCAACUACACCGCCUACGAGGACUCUCUCGGCGGCUCGCCCUUCUGGAGCGCAGACGACUUGCCCUGCACCGCCUACCCCUGCGCCAGAGAAUGUGCCCAGGCCUCGUACCCGCAGGAUCUCACCGACACCAAGGCCUACCAGACCAUGACCAAGUGCAUUCUCGCCUGCAACGGCGUCACGCCCGCCGCUUCGCAGACCGCACCAGCACACGCUUCCAGCACCGCGGGAUCCGCUUCUUCUUCUUCUUCUUCUUCUUCUUCUUCUUCUCCUUCUUCCACCACCAUGACCGGAGAAAUGGCAGUCAUCACCCUCGGCCCGGGCGCGACCGUCACCGCCAUCGAGACGAUCAAGAAAGGCAAGACCUUGGCCAUCAUCGGCGACAAGACCCUGACCCUGGGCGGUUCCGCGGCCACCAUCAGCAGCGAAGCCGUCAGCCUUGCCACCAGCGGUCUCGACGUCGGUGGGUCCACCACGGUCGCUUUCAGCAGCACCACCGCGACCGUGGCUGCUACCGUUGCCGAGGCCGCCGCUGCUACUGUUUCUGCUGAUUCGUCGGCAAGCAAGCGGUACAUGGCCGGCGCCGCCGCCGCAGGGUUUGCGGGUCUUGCGUUUGUGCUGUAG
Lecanosticta acicola is the source of this 1041-nucleotide messenger RNA. Lineage: Eukaryota; Fungi; Ascomycota; Dothideomycetes; Mycosphaerellales; Mycosphaerellaceae. The record is from the annotation of a GenBank genome assembly.